Priapulus caudatus is the source of this 4269-nucleotide messenger RNA. RefSeq names its product exportin-6-like. Lineage: Eukaryota; Metazoa; Priapulida; Priapulimorpha; Priapulimorphida; Priapulidae. The transcript is spliced from 23 exons. The record is from RefSeq and is a predicted model, not a curated record. Gene Ontology annotation, molecular function: small GTPase binding; nuclear export signal receptor activity. Gene Ontology annotation, biological process: protein export from nucleus. Bases 146 to 3535 code for a protein of 1129 amino acids.
AUGUGAUGUAUCCCACGUUACAGGAAAUCUAGAAAAUCCAUGGCGAAAGUGUUAAUCUUGCCAGAUGACAGUAAAUUGUUCUGCGUUUCGCAGUGAUCGCGUGUAAAGAUAUAUUGUGAAAUAUAUCAAUAUAAUAGUAUUAGUAAUGGCAGCAGAUGAAGAAUCACUUCGCUCUUUAGAAGCGCUUAUGGAGGAAUUUUUCAGCCCAACCACAACUAAUGAAAAGAAACGCCAGAUUGAAGAAUUGCUGAACAACUUUAGUCAACAACGUGGAUCAUGGAAGCACUGCCUUUAUUUUUUGACAAAUACCUCCAACGAGUACGUGAUGAUGUUUUGCCUCACUGUGAUAGAGAACAUAAUAAACAGGCAAUGGAUAAGCUUUGCCGGUCCAGAGAAGAUGGAGUUACGAGGCUCGCUGUCCAAGUUCAUGCUGUCUCAUCAUGACCAUGUUCCCAGCUUCAUUCGCAAUAAGUUGGUGAAGCUGGUUGUUGAUAUAGGGCGCCUAGACUGGCCACACUUUUAUCCUGAUUUCUUCACGAGUAUAAUGCAGCUGGUUCAACAGCCACAGACCAUGGUGUUGGGGUUGAUUCUCAUCAAAACAACAUCAGAAGAGAUGAUUAGUCCAAGGGAGGAUCUAAGCGUAUCAAGAAAGGAGGAAUUGAGAAAGCUACUUCUCGAUCAAAUGGCAAUAAUCCUUGGCAAUCUCACAGUAAUUCUGGAGUCUACAUUGGAGAAGCAUAGACACCUUGCCACGGCAACACCGCCACCUUCUCCAUCGCGCGACAGUGACUCUCGUGACAGCCUCUCCAUGUUUUCUACAUCUCCGCUGCACUCUGAUGAUGUUCUCAGCAAGAUGUUCAAGUCGCUGCACAAAGACAACCUGGAGUCACUGCCGCCACUUGAUGCUGACUCGCAGAGUGUGUGCAUGCUCGUGCUAGAGUGUCUCUCGCACCUAUUCAGCUGGAUACCACUGUCGGCCAUGAUCACAUCCAACCUGCUGGCUGCCAUCUUUCAUUUCGCAAGCUUUGGUUGCGAACCGAACCUGAGUAGCUGCAAGGGUACUGAGCUCGGUGUGCUGGCAAUGACCUGCAUUAACGAGAUUAUGGCAAAGAACUGCGUUCCAGCAGACUUUGAAGAGUUCUUGCUGCAGAUGUUUCAGCAGACGUUCCAACUGCUGCAGCGGCUGACACGGGAGAACACUAGCAAUGUCUCUGGGAGUAUGCUCACUGAGCUUAAUGAAAACUAUAUUGAGAAGUUCACAGACUUCCUGCAUCUGUUUGUGAGCAUCCACCUGCGUCGGUUUGAGUCAAAUAACCGAUUUCCCGUUUUGGAGUUUCUUGCAUUGCUGUUCAAGUACACCUUCAAACAGCCAACCAACGAAGGGUUUUAUAAUUGCCUUGAGAUUUGGAGCGUGUUUCUCGACUACCUAGAUGUACUGGUGAGGAACCGGUCUGUUGACAAGCUAAAUCUACUCGAUAGAUACAAAGAAGCGCUUGCAUCUCUGGUCACACAGCUGCUACGCAAGCUCCAAUUCAGAUACAACCAGUCUCAACUGGAGGAGCUGGAUGAUGAGACAGUCGACGAUGACGCUGAGACUGAGUGGCAGCAGUUUCUGCGCCGAUGUCUGGAGGUCGUGGCCAAGGUCGCCGAACUUGCACCAGAUGAGACGUUCGCUCUCGUGUACCGUGUCCUGCAGGAGAACAUGGUGACGUACCUGGGGCUGGAGCACCAUAUCAAGCGUGACGGCGAUCAGCGCUCGCUGACGAUCAAGGCUGAGAACGACUGCCGGCGUCUGCACUGUGCGCUGCGCGACCUCUCGUCGUUCCUGCAGGCCCUUGGCCGCCUCGCACAUCAGUUCAUCGGCGAGCUUCUCCUCAGUCGCAUGGCGGAUGGCCUCGACAUCGUGAAGAGCUUGUGCCAUGCCGCACUAUACGGCAGCAAGAUGAAGUUGUAUGAGAUCACGACGCUGGCAUCUGUACUACAGCCCGACUUUACUGAGGCUAACGCACAGACACUAGCAGCUCUGAAGGCCUACUCUCACUGGGUAGCUCAGUACUAUGCAGAGAUGCAGAGACAGGGGAAGGAGAAUGACCAGCUGGCCACCCUCGUCACAUCGACUAUGGAGGCCAUAACACCAAUGCUUCAAGACAAUGUUCCAGAAAAGAUCAUGCAGUCUGCUGCUCACUUACUGCUCUCUGUUGCAACGACGAUACGACCGUCUUUUCUUCUCGCCUUGGAAACAACGCAGACACUUUUCACUAGUGUCAGCCAGGGGGCAUUGCUGACACUACCGAUACAAGUGCAGUUGCUGGUGUAUCGGUCACUCUCCAACGUGCUGCUGCUCCCGUGGCCCAACGUACCCGAUGGUGAGCAGAAGUGGCACAUGCGAGCCGAACACCACCAGAACUUCAUCAAGACGCUGAUGUCACAGUACCGGCAGCUGCGUGGCGUCGCCGCCAACGACCACCAGCUGCAGCAGCAAGUUAAGCCAGGCAUCCUGCAGUCGCUGAAGGUGUUGGGCGACAUAGUCAUGAACGUGUCGGGAGAGGUAACAAAGACGAAGCAGCUCUGUUACCAGUCGGUGCAUGACUGCGUCCAGGUCACACUCCACCUCUUCCCAAUCUACAUACAUCAUCCAGAUGUCAGUGAGGAGAUGCUGAGUUUCUUCCUCGCAUUGUUCCAGUCGUUGCGCGUGCAGAUGGGUGUGCCAUUUGCUGAGCAGAUGCUAGAAACCUUUAUCACUCUCUUUACAAAGGAGCGGCUAGCUGAGAGUAUAUCUCAUGACAACCUCGCCGGCAUUAGAGUUGUAGAAAAAUUUCUAAAGAUAUUGGAUUUGAUUGUUGAGGAGCCAGGGUCAGCCUUUAAAGGAUUUCUACCUAGUAUCAUCUCUCUGUGCAUGAAUGAGAUAUAUCCAAUCAUAGCUGAGCGGCCAUCGCCGGACGUAAAAGCAGCGCUGUUUGCCCUGCUGUACAGCAUUCUACAAAACAACUGGCGCUAUUUCUUCAAGUCAAACAUUCUGUCGGGGUUAUCGCCGCAGGCAGGCGCCGCAGGCAACAGCGAGAGCGAGAUGGAGCACCAGGACCAGUUCACGGCCGUGAUGCAGGCAUUUGGGCAGUCGUUUCUGCAGCCUGACAUAGCUGUGUUCAAGCAAAACAUUGAGUACCUGGAGAAGCUGAAUGCCAAGUGGAAGCUUUAUCACAAGCCAAUCUUUCAGCAGAUGAUGCUCUUCCAGUUUCUAAAUGUCCUGCUGCAAGUACUCAUUUACAGAUCACACGAUUUACUUCAAGAAGAGAUCAUGGUAACUGUGUACAACAUGGCCGCCGUAGAUUUUGACAGGUUUUAUAAUAUGUUCCUACACCAGUUCUUAGCAAAUUGUGAGGGCUUGGAUGAUAGUCAGAAGACCAUGCUGGCUAGAAACUUCCCCAUCGUUCAGGAUCUUCCUUCGCUCAGCAGUACUAUACACAGAUUUGUGGGAGAUCUACGCUACUACAGGCUUUGCAACAGCAGCCUACCAGAGGGCAGUGUCAAAUUCUAGCCAUUCACACAUGAGAACUAUCUAAACAUCGUCAAAUAUCAGUCACCGUGAUUUUAAGCUGUCUAGUUGAUUUCAACUUUGGCUCAGAUGGCAAGUUGGUGAGAAAACCACUUUCAAAUCUAGGAGUGCAAGAAACAUAGUCCUACGAAUGUCAUAUCGAGCCGAUUGGACUGUAUCGCCACAGGCCUUAUUACGUAUCGCAACGGAGUUCACAAUUGCACUCACAAGCAGCUGCGGAUAUUGUGUCGAAUGUCAAAAUGACAAGAUAAUGCUGUAAAUACUGUUGAUGUUAUGCAAAGUAUACUGCAGUGGAGUAGCGUGUUACAUGUAUCAGCUCCAUUAAUUGUAUUUAAUUGAUUAGCAAGCACACCUUGUUGUUCAGCGAACUCGAUGAGGUGCUGAUAAAGUUGAUGCUAUAUAAAUGAAGAGUGGAAUAGGAGAUAACGCUCACUGAGAUAUUUGAGAAUCUGUUCUCAGGAACUCCUUACAGGCUUAAAAUUAGUUGCCAGUGAAAGCUGUCAAUUUUGUUUAUGGCUGGCAGGUUAUGAGGUACCAAAUUAUGCACAUCAGCCGAGCUGUAAUCUUUUGUAAAGACAAUUAUUCAUAACAGUAAAUAAUAAUAGGUUAGCUGGGCAGUGAUUUGUAAAGAGUAUAAUACCUUGUAAGGUGCCAUGUACAGUUUAUAAAUUAUUUUUGUAAAUAUAUUGAUGCAAGAUGGUGUGUGUUUUACAUCA